AUGCGCUGCGCGCUUCUUCUCUCGCUUCUCCCCGUCGUGGCACUGGCUGCCCCGGCGCCUCCCAACAGGUCUUCCCAGGAUGACUCUGGUAACUACGGCGGCGACUCUGGCUUCGGCGGCGACUCUGGUUUCGGCGGUGACUCUGGCUUCGGCGAUGAUAAUGGCUACAGCGGUAGCACUGGCUCCAACGACCAGUCCUCCCCCUUUGCCUCUAGUGCAGCCAUGGGAGGAGGCUCUGACGGUGGCUAUGUGACUUCGGCUACGCAGGCAGCUGCCCCGGCGGCCAGCGGCCAGUCGGAGAAUGGUGGUUAUUAUUCCUCUUACUAUGCCCAGCCUGAGGCGGCUUCUACCUACGCUGAGCCCGCGGCUGUCUCUACCUAUGCCCAGCCCGAGGCGGCUUCUACCUACGCUCAGCCUGAGGCUGCUUCCAGCUACGUUCAGGUCGUGGCUGCUACCACCGCAGCUGCCGAGACCACUGCCGCGGCUGUCCCCGAUGUCACCCCUGUGGCUGUCACCUCCGCAGCGGCCGACGGCGAUGCCUGCACCGUGACUGAGUACGAUGACAUCUCGUCGGCCGUCGCGUCGUGCACCAACAUUGUGCUGUCGGGCAUCUCUGCGCCUGCCUCCAGCACGAUCGAUCUCACGUCGCUGCAGACCGGCGCGGUGGUCACCUUUGCGGGAGAGACCACUUUCGGCGACACCUACGAUGAUGACUUUGACCCCAUUGUCAUCUCCGGUACGGACAUCACUAUCACCGGUGCCACUGGCCACGUCAUCGACGGCAACGGCCAGGCCUACUGGGAUGGCGAGGGCUCGAAUGGCGGCCAGUCGAAGCCCGACCACUUUAUCGUCGUCAAGGACGUGUAUAAUGGCGUGAUCGAGAACCUAUACAUCCAGAACUGGCCUGUGCACUGCUUCGAAAUCGAGGACGUGGCUGGCCUGGUCAUCUCAGGCCUGACGCUUAACAACUCGGCUGGCGACGCUGCCAACUCGGCGAGCGAUGGUGAAGCCGCCGCGCACAACACCGACGGCUUCGACAUCUCCCAGAGUGACACGGUCACGCUGCAGGAUACCUGGGUGCACAACCAGGACGACUGCGUUGCCAUCACAAGCGGCAGCAACAUCGUCGUCGACGGCUUCUACUGCUACGGUGGCCACGGCUUGUCGAUCGGCUCUGUCGGUGGCAAGAGCAACAACACCGUUGCCGGCAUCACAUUCUCCAACUCGCAGGUCGUUGACAGCGAGAACGGCUGUCGCAUCAAGACCAACUAUAACACCACCGGCUCCAUCAGCGACGUCACCUACGAGAACAUCACCCUCUCCGGCAUCACGGACUACGGUAUCGAUGUCCAACAGGACUACGAGAACGGUGGCGCCACAGGCACCCCCUCCAACGGCGUGACCAUCACCGACAUCUCCUUCAUUGAAAUUACCGGAACCUGCUCCUCGGACGGCGAGGACUACUACAUCCUCUGUGGCGACGGUAGCUGCUCCGACUUCACCUUCACCGACGUUGAUAUCACCGGCGGCGAUACCACCAGCAGCUGCAACUAUCCUGACUCGGGAUGUCCUUAA
Messenger RNA from Penicilliopsis zonata CBS 506.65, 1575 nucleotides. RefSeq lists its product as hypothetical. The transcript has 2 exons. Gene Ontology annotation, cellular component: extracellular region. The record is from RefSeq and is a predicted model, not a curated record. NCBI's taxonomy places the organism in Eukaryota, Fungi, Ascomycota, Eurotiomycetes, Eurotiales, Aspergillaceae. Gene Ontology annotation, molecular function: polygalacturonase activity. The coding region runs from base 1 to 1575 and encodes 524 amino acids. Gene Ontology annotation, biological process: pectin catabolic process.